CUUGCAUUGCUUCUCUUUUCGCGCUGGGGCAUGUUCCAUGGUUUCUUUCGUCCAGGGGCUGCUUGCUGGUUGCUAUUACAUAGCAUCUUAGGUUUGUGUCCUGGAUUACCGGGCCAAGCUGGCAUGGGCGUUGGACAUGCUGGUGUGGAUACCAGUUGCUCGCAAUUUCGAUUGUUUCCUGUCUUCGGUGUCACUUGAUGCCUGUUUCUUUCUUACAGGUCUUGUUCUUUGUGAUAAUUACAUGCAGGGUGCAUUUCUCGUCUACUUUUUUGUGCUUUUUCUAAAAUUCUGGCUGGCUUGGUGGAUGAUUACAGUGGAACAAAGCGAAAAAAAAGUGUCACAAAGAAAACUUGCUAGCCAGUUUUACUUCAAGUGCUCGUCAAGGCUACAAAACGCCCUGAUCAAGAGGGAGGAGUUUGCCUCUGCAAUUACGGUGUUUUUGUAGCCUUAACGAAUAGUGCGUCCCCUGCAUCUUACACCCACGUGUUUUAUGACGUUCGUUCUCCUGCAGCGCAAUGCCAAUUUAGUGCGACG
Molecule: messenger RNA, 534 nt
Organism: Lasiosphaeria miniovina
Lineage: Eukaryota; Fungi; Ascomycota; Sordariomycetes; Sordariales; Lasiosphaeriaceae
Exons: 2
Coding region: 137-445 (102 amino acids)
Source: RefSeq, a predicted model, not a curated record